AUGAAAUUUGUCGCAGGACUCUUGACCGGGCAACACCUCGACAUGAAGCAAGAAUCGGAGAAGCAGCCGGUCUCGCCGCCCUUGAACAACAGGUCGCAAGUAGUGUUCAGUGGGAUGGGUAACGCGCCGGCAGGUUUGUCUAUGCUCACGCCACAGCAAUUGUUGGCUGCAAGUAGAACAGCGGCUCUGAUGGCUGCAGGGAUUCCCGUGUCGCUGCACGCCACUCUAGCCGCCAGUCCGUCUCUCUACGGACACCAUCAUCAUCAGGCUCUGUUCGGUGGCUGGGCACCGCCGACCGCGUCCUCGCCUCCGUCGCCGCUUCAUCACUCGCCGGGGCCGGUGUCGCCCGCGUUGAGCACCAAAAAAGCGCCGAAGUCGAAAGCGGAGAGCGUGCAGCAACCGAUAGAGGGCUCGGCGCCUCUUAGUCCGCUCAGCUCGAUCAGCCUCGAGGCGAACAAAGACGGACGAGACAAGGUGUUCACCUGUGGCGUGUGCUCCAGAUCCUUCGGUUACAAACACGUGCUGCAGAACCACGAACGCACCCACACCGGCGAGAAACCAUUCGAGUGUCCGGAAUGUCAUAAAAGAUUCACGCGGGACCACCACCUGAAAACGCACAUGCGGCUACACACGGGCGAGAAGCCCUACCACUGUAGCCACUGUGACCGUCAAUUCGUCCAAGUGGCGAACCUGCGCCGCCAUUUGCGCGUGCACACCGGCGAGCGGCCGUACGCGUGCGAGCUGUGCGCGGCGAAGUUCAGCGACUCGAACCAGCUGAAGGCUCAUCUGCUGAUCCACAAAGGCGAGAAACCGUUCGAAUGCGAGCACUGUCAGAUGCGAUUCAGACGAAGGCACCAUCUGAUGCACCACAAAUGCGGCACCGGCAACGUGAAUUCUGGUCAAAUGGCGAGAUCGCAGGUCGCCUCGCCGUCUUUGGCCAGCGACGACCUCGACGAGGACAUCGAUAUUGAUAUCGACGUGGAGGUGGACGAGCCGGAGGCAACGUCGUUGCACGUCAGUAAAAAGGCGAGCACGUCGAUGAGACCGGCGCAUCGUCGUCAGUUACCGAGCCCCGUCGUCACCGCCACCAUGCCGAUACCGUUGAAUCUGUCCGGUAUCCCGGUGGAUCUGCCGGAGCAAACCGAGCCGGAAGACCUGUCCAUGUCAACGGGCAUGCACUCUCAGUGCAGGCCGCACUCUCAGUCGAACAGCGUCGGCGACUCGCCGCUCAGUCGCAGCCCCAGCAGCGACACCAUCCACGACGACGACGAGGAGGAGGAGGAGGACGACGACGAGGACCUGGACGCGUCGGAAACGUCCAGCUCGAACACGGUCUUUCUUCGGAAUCACCGCAAUAAGUACGUGCAUCACUUCGCGUCCCUUGGGAACCCCGCCGCGGCUAAUGUCGGCCACGCGUCCUAG
This is a messenger RNA of Heterotrigona itama, 1422 nucleotides long. Lineage: Eukaryota; Metazoa; Arthropoda; Insecta; Hymenoptera; Apidae. The record is from the annotation of a GenBank genome assembly.